Candoia aspera is the source of this 2635-nucleotide messenger RNA. RefSeq lists its product as uncharacterized. Gene Ontology annotation, cellular component: nucleus. The transcript is spliced from 2 exons. Bases 33 to 1223 code for a protein of 396 amino acids. Gene Ontology annotation, molecular function: DNA binding; DNA-binding transcription factor activity. NCBI's taxonomy places the organism in Eukaryota, Metazoa, Chordata, Lepidosauria, Squamata, Candoiidae. The record is from RefSeq and is a predicted model, not a curated record. Gene Ontology annotation, biological process: regulation of DNA-templated transcription; circadian rhythm.
CGUUUGAACUGAGCUCAGCGAGGGCGUCUCUGAUGCGCUGGGGAGGCGCCUAUCAACCACCGGAGCUGCCGCUGCGGCCGCUGUUGUCCAGACUGCGGAGCGGACGUCCUCCAGGCGAGCGAGACUUUGGGGAGAUGGACCUGCCUUUGGAGGAACCUCCAGCCCAGCCUCCAUCAAAGCUUCUAUCACCACCUCCAAAUUCUGCUCCUGUGUGUGAGCUCCGGACUGCUGUGUCUUGUUUUGCAGAGGAGACUGUGUCACUGCUCUCAGUCAAUGGCUUGUUAAACCAUUCUCUGCUCAGGACAGCCGGCAGCCUGGGGCCACAGCAGAAAGAUCAAGGGGUGCCCUCAACCAUGGCCCGACGCAAGCGAGAAUUCACUCCAGAUGAGAAGAAGGAUGAUGGUUACUGGGAUAAGAGGAAGAAGAACAAUGAAGCAGCCAAACGCUCUCGAGAGAAACGGCGGGUCAGCGACUUAGCCCUGGAAGGACGGGUUUUGGCACUGCUGGAGGAGAAUGCCCGCCUUAAGGCAGAACUCCUGGCCCUCAAGUUCCGCUUUGGCUUGAUCCGGGAUCCAGGAGAAGCUUCACAGCCAGCACUUGCGCUUGCCAGUGAACUCCAUCGGUCAGUCACUGUACCCCAGCACUUCCCCGUGGCUCCUGAGCCAACCCGCUGCCCUUGCACCUUCCGUCCAGAGACAGCUACCAGCUCUGAGGACUCUGGCUUCUCCACCCCCGGCAGCUCCAACCUGGGUAGCCCUGUCUUUUUUGAGGACCGUGACAGGACAGAGGAAGGAACCAUGUAUGAGGGGCGCUGCCUAGUGCCUGAUGCUCCAGCUGAUGGAGCUGAUCUGGGCCGUGUUGGCCAUUACGACUCUGGGGAGAGCAUCAAAGGCCUUCCCCACAAGCUGCGCUUCAAAAUGGCAGUAGGGUCAGAGGAGAUAGUUGGAGAACAAUCUGGACAAUGCCCACCUUCUCCACCAGGAGGAACCUGGAGGGGGCUGGUGACACAGAAGGAGCAGCCAGCCAUAGGGGGUUCUGCAGGUAUCCUGGCAUUUGAGGGUGGUUGUGAAACAGAAGUCCCUGGGGACCGGCUGCCUCUUCCCCAAGAACUUGGGUACCAGGCAGAGAAUAGUUCCCUGCAGAAUCAGCUGGCCUCACUUUCAGCUGAAGUGGCCCAACUGAAAAAACUGUUCUCUGAACAAAUCCUCAUCAAGAUGAGCUGAAGGGAGGGAAGCAAGGAUAGAAGGUGGUCACUUCUCUUCUUUCCUAGGGCUACCAGAUAUUGGCUGCAAAAAUCUGAAUUACCACUACAUGGUAGGAAAGAGCUAACUUUUUAUGCAUUUCUUUGCUGCCACAUGAGGUAAUCAAGAAUUAUGCAGCCCAAAUCUAGUAUCUUUAUUUUUUCUGUAUCCCACCUUUCAGUGCCUUACGUGUCUCUAUUUGCAUACAUUUAGCCCCAUGAGUUUAUUUUUUUUGUAAAGGUUUGUAUUAAGAAAAACUCUCCUCCUUUUAACUGUGUGCCCUUUCUUGCUCUUUCCAGUGGUUUUCCAAAAUUCUACAUUCAAGGAACAUCUACAUGAAUUUCCCAUCAUGUAAUUAUGGGAGACCACCUAGCAUGGGAAUGCUUGGUUCAGUUUUGGUGGGGUGAAUGGGGCACAGCUACUGCUAGCAUCCUGGAAGGAAAGACUGAUGGGGCUCAGCAAUGUGUCAGUCUUUGGGAACUGUCCUGUUUUCCAUGCCUAAGAAAGAUGUUGCUAACCCAGAUGAACCUCAGUUAGAUAAAUGCUUCCUUCUCUGAAAAGUAGGCAUUUCCUGGAUCAGGCCAAGGGAUCAUUGAAUUCAGCAGCCACCAGGAUGCAUUUUGGAAGCUAGAAACUUAGAUCUGAGGGCAAAAGCUCUUCAUUGUUGCUCCCCAGCAGCUGUUACACAAGGUACACAUCCCCUGCAUAGUCCUUAAGACUAAUAACCAUUGACAGUCUGAUUAUGGCUACCUUAAAUGGUCUGCAAAACUCUGAAUGACCACUGGAUGGCAGCAAAGAGCCAUUUAGUGAUGGCCUGGAUUUUUGCAUCCUGGAUCUUGUAACCCUAAGCCUGAUCUUCCAUGAAGCUAUGUAUUCCCUUUAAAAAUUAGUGGUCAUCUAACUGAUCUGAGCUUCUAGGAGACAACCAUUAUAAAAUUGUUCCUGUGUAUUUCCUCAGCCCAAGUCAAUUCCAGGCUGCCUUUUAUAGCUUCCUUCUCCCCAUACCUGUUUGGUUUCUGUAGGUGGGAAAGUUGAAGUAAUUAUGAUGAGCACACAGAUGCUCUAGCCAGGCUCAUCAGCUGUCAAGAUGGGUAAACACAGUGAAAUCAGUUAGCAAAUUGAUCUAGGGCAAAGACUCUGGAUUUCUCAUGUCUUGAACUGCCUUUCCCAGUAUUUCAGAUGUGCCUGGAAACCAAGCCCCCUGACUAUCCUUGAGGUUUGAGAACAUGCUAAAGGUACUCUGCAUGUGUUCCAACAUACUUUUCUUUAUUCAUAUUUGACUGUUUCAGUAUGAAAACUUGACAUUGCAAAUACUCAGCUGAAGAACAGUUGAUUAGUUGUCUGUUUUUGAUGUUUGUUGUUUCAGUGAUUUAAUAAACACAUGGAUUACUGUA